UCACCAACCAUGGUGUCGUUUUCGAGCCUGGCCAUCCUCGGCCUAAACCUAGCCGCACGAGUAUCUUCAACCAUUCUUCAGAAUGGCCAAGUAAGAAAGACCAAUUUCCCAGAUACUCGAAUUAAUCCGGCAGACUACUCGUUUACGACGUACCCGGCCAAUGCCACCGAGAUCUCGUACAAAGGGCGGUGGGACUCGAAACAUGUCUCCUGGUGGUCAGCCCCCGGUAUCAAGUUUGGCUAUACCGGAAAGACAGUAGCCAUCACCUUUGGCAACCUGACGGAUAAUGGCGUUCUCGUCGGCUAUCGCAUUGGAGGGCUCGACUGGAUGUUCACCAACAUUACAGCAGGGGCUACUCACCUCCUCGUGAGCCCAGAAACGCCGGGUUCAAAUGAGACAGGCCCAAUCAACCCGUGGACGUUUGAGAUGCGGGUGUCGAAUUGGGCAUACGGCGUGCAAAUCGACUCCGUUCACGUUGCCGCCGGGGAGAAGCUGGUCAAGAUCCCGGAUUUUGGCCGCCGGAUCGAGGUAAUUGGCGAUAGCCUCGCCGCGGGCAUGUACACGACGUACGAAGGGUUGUCAAGUUGGGCCUACGGCCUGGGAGCUGGCCUGGGCAACACCGAGUUCACGGUGACUGCGUAUCCCGGAAUUUGCGCCGCAGACCAGGAUUGUUGGGGAAACCCUCGUGGACAGGUACACCAGUGGUUUUAUACUUCUGAUACGAGCUACCGUGCUUCGGUGAUACAUGGCGACGACCCAGAGCCCUGGGACUUUGCGAAACACCCAGCUGCAGACAUUGUCGUCAUCAACAUCGGCACGAACGACAGGAAUGAGGCGAACAAUGUUUCGACAGAGGCCUACAUCGAUGCGUUGACAAAGAUCAUUGAGGGCAUCCACGGCAAGUGGCCGAAGGCCCAGGUCAUAGUCAUGUCUCUCUGGCUCGGAUUCUACCAGAGCGGGAACACCUACCUCCCCAAUGCGCCAGAUGGCUGGGUCAAGGAAAUCUAUGACAUGGUUCGGUGGUUCAACUCGGACGACUACCUCCGCAACCCAAUUAUUUACGACGGCGUCACCAAAAAGACAUCAAGAACCGGAAAACGGGCAAAGCCCUUUGUCCACUACUUCAACACGACAGGCAUCAUGCAACACAACGACAUUGGCCCGCUGUGGCACCCGACUGAUGUAGGCGCCGUCAAGGUGGCCAGUCACCUGCAGCAGUUCAUUCGUAUCAAGUUCGGGUGGGACUUUUAUGCCACCGGCCCGGAGAUAUUCCACGAGACCCUGUACUGGAAUGACGAGCCGAACUACUAAUGAAGCUUACGAUAGCCAGUCGGACAUGGACCAAGGAGUGGAAAUGGCGCACUUGUCAGUGCCAAUGCCCGGAAUCGUAAUAGCCAGGGUUGAGUGGCACGUCAAUGGUGCCGCUGGAGGCAGCGGAGAUGCCCAAAGCUUGGGGAUUAGAUGCUUCCGUCCUCUUUGUGUUUGACCAGUUAGAUGAGAUAGGAACCAGAGCGAACCAACACCC
Molecule: messenger RNA, 1525 nt
Organism: Thermothelomyces thermophilus ATCC 42464
Lineage: Eukaryota; Fungi; Ascomycota; Sordariomycetes; Sordariales; Chaetomiaceae
Product: Lipase, GDSL-like protein
Exons: 7
Coding region: 10-1311 (433 amino acids)
Molecular function (GO): carboxylic ester hydrolase activity
Source: RefSeq, a predicted model, not a curated record